Messenger RNA from Phanerochaete carnosa HHB-10118-sp, 963 nucleotides. RefSeq lists its product as uncharacterized. Bases 1 to 963 code for a protein of 320 amino acids. Gene Ontology annotation, cellular component: nucleus. Gene Ontology annotation, biological process: mismatch repair; DNA recombination; DNA double-strand break processing. Gene Ontology annotation, molecular function: DNA binding; 5'-flap endonuclease activity; metal ion binding. Lineage: Eukaryota; Fungi; Basidiomycota; Agaricomycetes; Polyporales; Phanerochaetaceae. The transcript has 3 exons. The record is from RefSeq and is a predicted model, not a curated record.
AUGGGUAUCUCAGGCCUUUUGCCGUUACUCAAGCCCAUCCAGAAGCACAAGCAUCUUUCAGAAUACUCGGGACAGACCAUCGCUGUUGACGCUUAUGUUUGGCUACAUCGGGGGACCUACGCCUGUGCUACGGAUCUGGCUACCGGGAAGAAGACGACCAAAUAUGUCAACUACGCCAUGCACAGAGUGAGGCUCUUGAAACAUUACAACAUUAUCCCGUACAUUGUCUUUGACGGCGGUCCCCUGUCAGCCAAGAAGGGCACCGAGUCUGACCGUAAAAAGAAGCGCGAAGAAAACCUCGCACGCGCGAACUCACUCGCGGCACAAGGGAAGCACACCCAGGCUCGUGAAUACUACGUCAAGUGCAUCGACGUCACUCCUCAAAUGGCAUUUCAGUUCAUCAAGGCACUACGCGCAGAGAACGUGGCGUACGUUGUCGCCCCGUACGAAGCCGACGCACAGAUGGCAUACUUGGAACGCAUUGGCCUUGUCGACGGCAUCCUCACGGAAGACUCCGACCUGCUCGUGUUUGGAUGCAAGUCUGUCUUGCUCAAACUUGAUACAGUCGAGAGCACGGUGAUCUCCAUCUCUCGACAAGAUUUCGCAUCACUAACGGCCUCAUCCGGUGGCGGUAUCUCCCUGCUCGGCUGGUCAGAUGUACAGUUCCGAGCCAUGGCCAUUCUCAGUGGCUGUGACUAUCUCCCGAGCAUUCCUAGCGUUGGUCUAAAGACGGCCUGGUCGCUUCUCCGCAAACAUGGCUGCGUAGAGAACGUAAUACGGGCUCUACGGAUCGAGGGCAAGAAGUCUAUACCGCAGGGGUACCUACAAGCUUUCAGACUAGCUGAAAAGGUCUUCCUCCACCAACGAGUGUACGACCCCCUGAAAGAUAUGCUCGUGCAUCUAUCUCCACUUCCUGAUGGCGAGGACUGGGACGAAGAGAAAGAGGCGUAUGUUGGAAGGUAA